UCAGUGACUUAUAGCAGGACUGCGGGAUUGCAGCGGGCAUUCCGACACUGCGGGGGGGAACUAACUGUCACUGACAUCCGCAGUGACACCAAUACAGUGAUCAGUGCUAAUAAAAAGAACUGACACUGUACUAAUGACACUGGGCAGGAAGGGGUUAACAUCGGGUGCGAUCAAAGGGUUAACUGUGUGCUGUUUUACUGUGUGCUGUGUGUGUGUUUUACUGUCUACUCUGCAGCAGAUGAAUGCAGCAAUGUACAGACAUCGCUCUGGACCUUAGAUUGGGGCGACGGUUCAUCUUUCAACAGGAC
Staurois parvus is the source of this 308-nucleotide messenger RNA. The record is from the annotation of a GenBank genome assembly. Lineage: Eukaryota; Metazoa; Chordata; Amphibia; Anura; Ranidae.